Messenger RNA from Megalops cyprinoides (Indo-Pacific tarpon), 5838 nucleotides. RefSeq names its product myosin-16-like. The record is from RefSeq and is a predicted model, not a curated record. Gene Ontology annotation, cellular component: myosin complex. The coding region runs from base 1 to 5838 and encodes 1945 amino acids. The transcript is spliced from 41 exons. Gene Ontology annotation, molecular function: actin filament binding; ATP binding; cytoskeletal motor activity. NCBI's taxonomy places the organism in Eukaryota, Metazoa, Chordata, Actinopteri, Elopiformes, Megalopidae.
AUGCCAGGUGCGUACAAAGGAGAGUGUGGGGACGAUGUGGACCCCAUGCCCUUCCUGGCUCCCCCUGAGAAGGAGAAGCUGGAGGCCAUGGCCAAGCCCUACGACAUCAAAAAGUCCUGCUGGGUGAAGGAUGAGAAGGAAGCCUUUAUUGCCGGGGAGAUCCAGUCUGAGGAGGGUGAUCAAGUCACCAUCAAGACCUGCAAGAACACCACUGUCACCCUUAAAAAGGAUGAUGUUCAGCAGAUGAAUCCCCCCAAGUUCUAUCAGGCCAGCGACAUGGCGAACUUGACCUUCUUAAACGAAGCCAGUGUGUUGGACAACCUUCGCCAGCGCUACAUCAAUAUGAGAAUUUAUACAUACUCUGGCCUGUUCUGUGUGACUAUCAACCCAUACAAGUGGCUUCCCAUUUACGGCGCCAAAGUUGCCCAAAUGUUCAAGGGGAAAAAGCGCAGUGAGGUGCCCCCUCAUCUCUUCUCCAUCUCAGACAAUGCCUAUCAUGACAUGAUGAUGGAGCAUGAGAACCAGUCUAUGCUUAUCACUGGAGAAUCUGGUGCUGGCAAGACUGAGAACACCAAGAAGGUUAUCCAGUACUUUGCCAAUGUGGGUGCCACUGGUGGGAAACAAGCCCCAGAUUCCAAGGGCUCCCUGGAAGAUCAAAUCAUCCAGGCUAACCCUGUACUGGAAGCAUUUGGUAACGCAAAAACCACUAGGAACAACAACUCCUCUAGAUUUGGUAAAUUUAUCCGAAUCCACUUUGGACCAACAGCUAAGCUGGCUGGUGCUGAUAUUGAGAGCUACCUACUGGAGAAAUCUCGUGUCAUCUCUCAACAAGCUGCGGAACGUGGCUACCACAUUUUCUACCAGCUCCUCUCAGGAAAGAAGCCAGAACUGAUUGAGGCAUUGCUGUUGACCACAGACCCCAAACAAUAUAUAUGGGUCUGCCAAGGAGUGACUGUGGUGGACAACAUGGAUGAUGGUGAAGAGUUGCUGCUUACUGAUGUUGCCUUUGAUGUCCUGGGCUUCACUCCAGAGGAGAAAAUGAGUGUCUAUAAUCUGACCGGUGGCAUCAUGCAUUUUGGUAACAUGAAGUUUAAGCAGAAGCCAAGAGAGGAGCAGGCUGAGGUUGACACAACCGAGGUGGCUGACAAAGUCGCCCACCUGAUGGCAAUCAACUCUGGGGAGCUGCAGAAGGGCAUAACCAGGCCUAGAGUGAAGGUGGGGAAUGAGUUUGUGACCAAAGGUCAGAACCAGGACCAGUGCGUCUACUCCAUCGGUGCCCUGGCCAAAGCCGUCUAUGAUAGAAUGUUCAAGUGGAUGGUCACCAGAAUCAAUAAGACCUUAGACACCAAGAUGCAGCGUCAGUUCUUCAUUGGUGUGCUGGACAUUGCCGGUUUCGAGAUCUUUGAGUUCAACAGCUUUGAGCAACUGUGCAUCAACUUCACCAAUGAGAAAUUGCAACAAUUUUUCAACCAUCACAUGUUUGUGCUGGAGCAAGAGGAAUACAAGAAGGAGGGUAUUGACUGGGUCUUCAUUGACUUUGGUCUGGACCUGCAAGCCUGCAUUGAGCUUCUGGAGAAGCCUAUGGGUAUUUUCUCCAUCCUGGAAGAGCAGUGUGUGUUCCCCAAGGCCAGCGAUGCCACCUUCAAGGCUGCCCUGUAUGACAACCAUCUGGGCAAGUCCAACAACUUCCUCAAGCCCAAAGGGGGGAAGAAAGGCCCAGAGGCUCAUUUUGAGCUGGUCCACUAUGCUGGCACGGUUGGAUACAAUAUCUCAGGCUGGCUGGAGAAGAACAAGGACCCUCUGAAUGAGACCGUGGUUGGCCUCUUCCAGAAGUCAUCCAUGCCGCUGCUGGCACUCCUUUUCAAAGAAGAGGAGGCUGCCCCAGGGGCCAAGAAACAGAAGAAGGGGUCGUCUUUCCAGACUGUCUCGGCUUUCUACAGGGAGCAGCUGAACAAAUUAAUGACAACUCUGCGUAGCACUGCUCCACACUUUGUGCGCUGUAUUGUACCAAAUGAGUUCAAACAAUCAGGUGUCUGUGACGCCUAUCUCAUUUUGCACCAGCUAGCCUGUAACGGUGUGCUGGAGGGGAUCCGUAUCUGCAGAAAGGGCUUCCCCAACAGGCUGCAGUACCCAGAGUUUAAGCAAAGGUACUAUGUAUUGAACCCCAAUGUCAUCCCCAAGGGAUUUGUAGACAACAAAAAAGCCUCAGAGUUGAUUCUGGCUUCUACUGGUUUAGACAACAUGGAGUACAGAAUAGGACAUACUAAGGUAUUCUUCCGUGCUGGAGUUUUAGCCAAACUUGAAGACAUGCGAGAUGAUCGCCUGGCAAAGAUUAUGACCAUGCUUCAGUCCCGCGCACGAGGCUUUCUCAUGAGGAUUGAGUUCAAGAAAAUGCUUGAGAGAAGAAUUGCUCUCAUUUGUGUCCAGCGCAAUGUACGCAAGUUCUUGCAGCUUCGUUUCUGGGGAUGGUGGAAGCUUUAUACCAAGGUCAAGCCUUUAUUGAAUGUAGCUCGUCAGGAGGAUGAAAUGAAGGCUAAGGAAGAGGAGCUGCGCAACGCAGCAGAAAAAGCCCAGGAGAUGGUCAACAAGGUCAAAGAGCUGGAGGAGAAACUGGCAGUCGUCUCCCAAGAGAAGAACGACCUUGCUCUGGCUCUGGCAGCUGAACAAGAAAGCGUGGCAGACGCAGAGGAACGCUGCACUCAGCUGAUGAAGACGAAGGUCAACAUGGACAGUCAGAUCCAGGAGAUGAAGGAGCGCCUCGAAGAGGAGGAGAGUGCAGCCAGCAGUCUGGGUGCCAGCAAACGCAAGCUGGAGGGAGAGCUCAACGACCUCAAGAGAGACCUGGAAGGACUAGAAUCCACCUUGGCCAAGACUGAAAAAGAAAAACAGAGUCUGGACCAGAAAGUGCGUAGUCUAACAGGGGACCUCGGUCAGAGGGAUGACAGCAUUGCAAAGCUCCAAAAGGAGAAGAGAGCUUUAGAAGAGCUCCAUCAGAAAACUCUGGAUGACCUUCAAGCAGAGGAAGACAAGGUGAACCACCUCACCAAGAACAACAGCAAACUCAGUACUCAGAUUCAUGAGCUGGAAGACAACUGGGAGCAAGAAAAGAAAAUUCGUGCAGAGGUUGAGAAAGCUCGCCGCAAAGCGGAAAGCGACCUGAAAAUGACUAUUGAAAACCUCAAUGAAAUGGAGAGAGCUAAGCUUGAUCUAGAAGAAGUUGUGAAGAAGAGGGACAUUGAGAUCAAUCAUAUGAACACAAAAUGGGAGGAUGAGCAGUCAUUGAACUCCACAUUGCAGAGGAAGCUCAAAGAGCACCAGGCUCGCAUUGAGGAGCUUGAGGAAGAGUUAGAAGCAGAAAGAGCCGCAAGAGCCAAGGUGGAGAAACAGCGGGCUGACCUAUCUCGUGACCUGGAGGAUCUUGGGGACAGACUGGAGGAAGCAGGGGGAGCUACAGUCGCUCAGAUUGAGCAGAACAGGAAGCGGGAAGCUGAGCUGCUGAAGCUGCGGCGCGAGCUGGAGGAGGCCGCCCUGCAGUCUGAGGCCACCGCCUCCGCCCUGCGCAAGAAGCACUCAGACUCCAUGGCCGAGAUGGCCGAGCACGUGGACAACCUGCAACGGGUGAAGGUCAAACUGGAGAAGGACAAGCAAUCUAUGAAAGCUGAGAUUGACGACCUCAACGCCACCAUCGAGUCAAUCCAGAAGUCUAAGCUGAACUCUGAGGCUCACGUUCGUAAGCUAGAGGACAGUUUGGCAGAAGCUAACGCCAGAUUGGCUGAGAUGGAGAGAACCCAGACGGAGCUGAAUGCUAUCAAGAUCCGUCUCUCUGCUGAAAGUGGGGAUCUGAGCCGUGAGCUGGAAGAGGUGCAGAGCAAACUCAGCCAGUUAGCCCGUGUGAAGACCACACUGACCUCUCAGACUGAUGAGCUCAAGAGGCAGUUGGACGAAGAGUCCAAGGCUCGUAGCACAGCAGUGGUCAGCCUAGCCAACGCCCGGCAUGACCUGGACCUGAUGAAAGAGCAGCUGGAGGAGGAGCAGGAGAGCAAGGCUGAGAUGCAGCGCCUCAUCUCCAAACUCAACUCUGAGGUCACCACCUGGAGGACAAAGUAUGAGACUGAUGCCAUCCAGAAAACAGAGGAGCUGGAGGAGACCAAGCGCAAGCUGGCUGCGAGGCUCCAAGAGGCGGAGGAGGCUGCAGAGGCAGCCCAGGCUCGAGCUGCCAGUCUGGAAAAGGUCAAGCUCAGACUGCAGGGAGAGGUUGAGGAUCUUACCAUUGACUUGGAGAAGUCCAAUGCUGCCGCAGCUGCUCUUGACAAGAAGCAGCGCACCUUUGACAAGAUGAUUGCAGAGUGGAGUCAGAAAUGCGAGGAGCUGCAGCUGGAGCUUGACAACUCCCAGAAGGAGUGUCGUGCCCAUAUGACAGAGGCCUACAAGCUCAAAACUGCCUAUGAAGAGUCACAAGACCACCUAGAAACUGUUAAGAAGGAGAACAAGACCUUCCAAGAGGAGAUCAAAGAUCUUGUGGAGCAGCUGGGUGAGGGUGGAAAGAGUGUUCAUGAGCUGCAGAAGGCUAAGAAGAAGCUGGAGAUCGAGAAGGAUGAGCUACAGUUGGCCCUGGAGGAAACUGAAGCUUCUCUGGAGGUUGGGGAGAGUAAAGUGGUUCGCGUCCAGCUAGAGUUGGCUCAGGUCAAAGCUGAUAUUGAUCGCAGAAUUCACGAGAAGGAGGAAGAAUUUGAAGUUACAAGGAAGAACCACCAGCGAGCAGUGGAGUCCCUGCAGGCCAGUCUGGAGGCAGAAGCCAAGGGCCGUGCUGAGGCUCUGCGACUGAAGAAGAAGAUGGAGACUGACCUGAAUGAGAUGGAGAUCCAACUGGAACAUGCCAACAAGAACAACAGUGAACUGGUCAAGACUGUAAAGAAAAUGCAGCAGCAGAUCAAGGACAUGCAGAUGCAGAUGGAUGAGGACGCCCGUCAGCAUGAGGAGCUGAGGGAGCAGUACAGCCUGCAGGAGCGCCGCCUCAGCCUGCUACAGACCGAGAUUGAGGAGAUGCGCAGUGGGCUGGAGGCCUCUGAGCGCUCCCGCAAGCUCAUUGAGCAGGAGCUGGUGGAGGUCACUGAGAGGCACAACGAGCUCAAAACUCAGAACCAAAGUCUGAUCGUGAUCAAACGUAAAAUGGAGGCAGACAUGACACGCAUCGCCAAUGAGAAUGAAGAGCUGAUCAGCGAAUUCCGCGCUGCAGAUGAGAAAGCUAAGAAAGCUAUCACUGAUGCCACUCGCAUGGCAGAGGAGCUGCGGCAGGAGCAGGACCACUGUAUACACCUGGAGAAAAUCAAGAAGAACAAUGAGAUCGCCAUCAAAGACCUGCAGAUGAAGGUGGAGGAGGCCGAGCAGCUGGCUCUUAAGGCUGGGAAACGCACCAUCCAGAAACUGGAGGCUAAGGUCAAGGAGCUGGAAAGUGAGCUUGAUUCUGAGCAGAAGCGACACGUGGAGACCAUGAAGACUCUGAACAAGAACGAGCGCCGACUGAAGGAGCUGGUCUUCCAGACUGAGGAGGACCACAAGACCAACCAGCGCAUGCAGGAACUGGUGGAGAAACUGCAGAACAAGCUCAAGUCAUACAAGAGGCAGCUGGAAGAAGCUGAAGAACAAGCAAACGUGAGCCUCUCCAAGUACAGGAAGACAGUCAAUGACCUGGACGAUGCUGAAGAGAGAGCAGGCAUGGCCGAGUCGGCCCUCAACAAGCUUCGCACCAGGAACCGUGCUUCCAUGGGGAAGGGCUUCACUUCUGUGGAGAUCAUCCAGGUGUCCAAAUCCUCAACUAAGGGUGCUUCCGAGGAGUAG